GGAAGGAGGGGAGCCGCGGCAGCAGUGGCGCCCGAGCCGGGAGCUGGGCGCUCGGGCUGCGCUCGGCGGCUCCAGCCCGAGGGACGGUGGCGACGGCGGCGGCUGCUCCUGGAAGCCGGAGGCAGCCGGGCUGCGAGGGGCUGGGGCAGCAGCCGCGGGCGGCGAGCCUCGCCUGGAGGUGCUUCGCCUGCGGAGCCAGGAUGAGGAAAAGCCGGGUGCGAAGGAUGGUGCUGGCCACAUGCCUGGGCUCCCUGCUCCUGGUCAUUUUCUACUUCCAGAGCGGCCCCAGCCCGGUGGCGGAAGGCAGGAUCUUGGGCUCCAGAUGGUUUGGCAAGACAGGGAGGAGUCCACUUCAGAUGCUUUAUGACAGUGACCAGCUCCAGCACUCCCCCCUCCACCUGGCCCACCAAAGACGGAGGGAGCUUCUGAGUCAAGUGUGCAGCCGCUAUACCCGCAAGCGACGGCUGCUGAGCCCCGAGGAUUUGCGCCACCUGGUAGUGGACGAUGAGCAUGGCUUGCUGUAUUGUUAUGUACCUAAAGUAGCCUGCACCAACUGGAAGCGAGUGAUGAUGGUGCUCACAGGAGGCGGCAAGUACCGAGACCCACUGGAGAUCCCGGCCCAUGAGGCCCACGUGCCAGCCAACCUGAGGACGUUGGCAGACUAUAGCCCGGCCGAGAUCAAUCGGCGGCUACGAGCCUACCUCAAGUUCUUGUUUGUUCGGGAACCCUUUGAACGGUUGGUCUCAGCAUAUCGCAAUAAGUUUACCCGCAGCUAUAACACAGCCUUCCACAGGCGAUACGGCACCAAAAUCAUCCGGCGCCAUCGACAGCAUCCCAGCCCAGAGGCCCUGGCUCGGGGGGAUGAUGUCCGCUUCGAGGAAUUCCUCUAUUACCUAAUAGACCCCCGGACCCGGAAGGAAGAACCAUUCAAUGAACACUGGGAGCGGGCACACUCCCUCUGCCACCCCUGCCUCGUCCACUAUGAUGUUGUGGGCAAGUAUGAGACCCUUGAAGAGGAUGCAGCCUACGUGCUGGGCCUCAUUGGUGCUGACCGAGCCGGCGUACACUUCCCAUCCUCCUCCAAGGUCACACGCACCACGGGCAGCGAGGCAGCCCGCUUCUUCGAGGGGAUCAGUCCCUUCUACCAAAGAAGACUCUUUAAUUUAUACAAGAUGGACUACCUCCUGUUCAAUUACUCCAUCCCUUCCUACUUGCAGCUCCAGUAACAGCCAAGGAGGUCUCCGGGGCUCAGGUGGGAGGUCUGGCUUGUGCCUCUCAGUCAUCACUUACGCACCGCCAGGUCUUGUUGGUUUAGCCAUGUCCCCCCUCUAACCUGCUGCUUCCUUCCACUCCUUUCCAUGCCCAUGCCCAUGCCAUGGACUGUCCCCCACUGACUAAGGGAGACCAAGACACAGAGUUCCAAUAGAAUGAUCAGGAAAAGAUCACUAGGGCAAAGCUCACCCAUCUACCUGCAUCCCUUCUUCUAAAUUGAGCACUAAGGGUUAAGUAUGGCUACUUCUCCCCUAGCCAUUCAGUGGCCUUGCUGCAGAUCCUAAUCCUGGAGCCCCCAUCAUGGCUGGACAGGGUUCUUGGUGUGGGUUUGCUUGGAAGGUGCCCCCAUUCUGUCUUCACUGCCACUCUCUCCUAUCACCACCUCUGCCCCCCAACUAGCUCCCACUGCUAGGAAAUCUGAUGAUCUUCUGGCUGCCUUUCUAUUGGUUGGCUAUAGGUGGUGGAACUGAAGAGUGCAAUGCUGGGGCAGGGUUUUUUUCUUUAUAAGAUGCCCUAAGGUGCUGGAGUAACUCUUUUUAAAAAACAAACAAAAGUAAAUUUAUUUCUUUACCAUCUGUCUUUGUGGCAUUUCUUCAGUCAGUCGGCAAGCAUUUAUUAAGCACUUACUAUAUGCCAGCCAUUGAGUUUAGCACUGGGGUCAGCGAAGUAAAAACAGUCACUCCCCUCAAGGAGCUCACAGUAAUGGGAAGAAACAUGCAAACAAUAAUGUACACACAAAAUAUGUGUGUAUGCAUGUAUAUAUAUGUAUGUGUGUGUUGUACACAUGUAUAACAUG
Messenger RNA from Dromiciops gliroides (monito del monte), 2068 nucleotides. It is a transcript of the gene CHST13, whose product is annotated as carbohydrate sulfotransferase 13. NCBI's taxonomy places the organism in Eukaryota, Metazoa, Chordata, Mammalia, Microbiotheria, Microbiotheriidae. Gene Ontology annotation, biological process: carbohydrate biosynthetic process; proteoglycan biosynthetic process. Gene Ontology annotation, cellular component: membrane. The record is from RefSeq and is a predicted model, not a curated record. Bases 201 to 1226 code for a protein of 341 amino acids. The transcript has 3 exons. Gene Ontology annotation, molecular function: sulfotransferase activity.